UUCUAAGCGCCGUAAACACGCGUGGAGAUCCUGGUGAUGUCUAGGGAGUGUCGGGAAUUACCAUCCUCGCAGAGACUAUGAUCCCUAUUAUAUCCGACUUGCUCGCCCAACCCGGGGUCAUGGUGGGCAUGGGGUUGGGAGUGUGCAUAGGCUUCUUCAUGAGGGGUUCCUUGCUGGGAAAUGGAGAGACGGUGGAGGAAGGGGACGACGAGGACAAUGACGGAGGAUGGGAUGAGGAUGGCUUCCUAGCAGAGGGAUCUGGUGAAUACAAGCUGGUACUUGUGGUACGAACCGACCUCAAAAUGGGGAAAGGAAAAGUGGCAGCCCAGUGUUCGCAUGCGACUCUGAAGGCCUUCAAGCAGUCUCAAAAGUCCUGCCCCAAGAUUUUAAGGAAGUGGGAGUUGAGUGGACAACCAAAGGUAGUGGUGAAGUUGGACGACGAGGCUCAAAUGCUGGACUUGGCAGGACUGGCGAGGGAGGUUGGUCUGACCGUAAGCCUCAUCCAGGAUGCUGGUCGCACUCAGAUAGCCCCAGGCUCACGAACUGUCCUCGGCGUUGGGCCAGGACCAGCAGACCUCAUCGAUCAAAUUACUGGUCACCUCAAACUAUAUUAGGGUUUUUAAUUUAUUUGUACUGAUUAAUGGAAUAUUUCUAACUUAUAAAUACUGUGAUGGUAUUUAUUGGCUGAUUGUUAUUAUUUUGAUAGGAAAUGGGAGAAAAAUAAACAAAAAAAGGGAAAACUGACCUCAUGACAACCUGCAUAUCAUGCUAAAUCAAGUAAUUUGAAAUUGUCUUUUUGAAAAGGGAUUUUCAAAUAAUGAAGAGAAUCUUGCAUGUUACGUUAUUUAUGGGUAAGAUAACAUUUUAUGAAGAAAAUAAUAAUUAAUUGGAUCUUUCUUUUCUUUUCUUUUCCUUUUAAUAUCUAUAAGAAAGGUAUUGUGAGGUUGGUACAGAAUUGCUGUGGUUCAGGUGAGCUGCUUCAGGGUAAGUUAAGAAUCCAAGGAUAGCUUGAUGAUUCAAUAUUCUGUUUUUGUUUUUUUUACUGUUUUUCACCACAAGUAAUUUGGUUGUCUGGCUUAGCACUCUGUAAUUGCAAAAUAAUAAAUUUGAGGCACUGGGUCCACAGUUAUUAUAAAAAUGUUUUCCAUUUACCUCACUUGUUUGGAACAGGUUACAUGCUCACAUAUAGUAUAGAAAGAAUGAUGUUCUGGCAUAUACUUGUACCUUUUCAAUUUAUUGCAAUGGGGAUAUGAUUUUUUAAAAUACAUUCAUACAUACAUACAUGUAUGGCUUUGCAGGUACUCAGCCACCAAGGAGUCAAUUAGUAAGCCUGUAUGACCUCAUCUAACACUUGAAAUUACUAGAUUUUUUUUUUUUUUUUUUUUUUUUUUUUUUUUUUUCCAAAGAUUUCUUUAACAAUGCUAUUGGGAAUAAAAAAGAAUCCAUCUGAAAACCAAAGAAUAGGGUAAAGAGAUGAGAUAUGCAGGGAUGGUAAUUGACCUUAAUGACUAAACUGUUGUGGAGCCAUCGAUGUGUAAACAAACUUCAUGAACUAAAAUCCCAAUGCAUACGGCAUUUACAUAUAUACCAUCCCAGCAUCUUUGGGUUAACAUUUUAAGAAAAAAAUGAGAAAGCAGAAAAAUAGGAUUUUGUCUCUUGUGGUUGAAUGGAAAUUGAAAAGGGAUUUAAAAUGCUCAAGAUAUAUUGCAAGUGAGUUAUUCUUCAUUAUAAAAUAAGUGAUAAAAUAAUGUGGGUUUCUGAAGCAUUUUCUUUCCUUAUUUUAUUAAUUACGGGUAAGAAUGUCUGUUAUAUAACAAGGAUUUAACACUAUUUUAUCUUUGUGGAAACAAAUUAUAAUUAUAUCGUAUCAGCAAAUAAAAAAAGUUCGAGACAAAUAUCUGGUUUGUAAUGAGUGUUAUUCACAAAAUCACUUCAUCAGUCAUUACACUAGCAAUAUUUGUGUAGUGUGUGUUGUCUCUUCAACCCAUUCAUUCAUCACAUGCAAAAUUCUAAUUAAACACAAAGAUAAUCUAAUGACCUCAAAACUUUUACACAUAUUGUUAGUGUAUCCACUUUUAUCUAUGUGUUGUGUAAAUAGUGGUAUAGAUUAGCUCCUCAGAAUUUUGUGACAAAGGCUGAGUGACUAACAGAAGGCCUCAACACCUUCCCUUUCUCUAUACUGUAACCUUUCACACAAAUAAACUAUCAUAAUCAA
Messenger RNA from Penaeus monodon (black tiger shrimp), 2215 nucleotides. Its product is annotated as peptidyl-tRNA hydrolase 2, mitochondrial-like. NCBI's taxonomy places the organism in Eukaryota, Metazoa, Arthropoda, Malacostraca, Decapoda, Penaeidae. The coding region runs from base 78 to 614 and encodes 178 amino acids. The transcript has 4 exons. Gene Ontology annotation, molecular function: peptidyl-tRNA hydrolase activity. The record is from RefSeq and is a predicted model, not a curated record. Gene Ontology annotation, cellular component: cytosol; mitochondrion.